AUGUUGUUGAAAUCCCUCGCCGCCGCUGGCCUGGCGAUUACGGCCACGCAAGCCUUCGUCAUCGUCCCCGAGAUCUCCGAAGCCGACAACGAAAUCGUCAAAACCCUCCCCUUCGUGGAGGCUUCCUCAGAUGUAGGCCUUGCGAGCCACCGCGUCAAGGUCGAUUGCCCCGGCUGCCCCCUGACGAUGCGUCAACACGAUGGCCGCUACCACACAAUGACGGACCUCGACAACCACCUCGAGCUCACCUUCUCCAUCGAAACCGACACCACCGGCGUCGACCACCUCCUCGUCAACGACUUUGAGCUCUACCCUAAGCCUGCCUCGUGGUACAAGGCUCUCCGUGCUCCUCAGGUUCCCGACUUCGCAGAGGCCGCUACCAAGCACCCUCAAAACGCAGACCCCAACACCCCUCAGCUGGGUUACAGCCUGGGCGUCCGCCCCAUCGCCAAGGAUAACGAGCAGGAGCUUGAGCUCGUCGAGGUUGAUCUCCAAAUCAUCGAGGUCGGAAACAGCUUCGUCGCCGACGUCCCCAAUGUUCAGGUCAAGCUCAUCAAGUCCCCUACCGGAAGCCUCAUGAUCGGCAAUGUCGAGCAAACCGAGACCUCCGUCCCGUCCCACAAGGAAGAGGAGGAUCACGAGCCGCCUGCUGAGGACUGCACCACCUUCUACUGCAGAUGGCGCGCCGCCAUCUUGAGAAACAUGCGUGGCAUGAAGUGCGGAGGCCGCAAGCACGGAAGCAUGCGCGGACACCACCGUCACGGACACCACUCUCACAACGCCGGCCAGAUGAGACACCACCACCACACCUGGGGUCAGCUGGCUAAGAACAUCACUUCCCACAUCCUGCUCCCGAUCCUCAUCGGCAUUGUUGCUGGCGUCAGUGUUAGCAUCAUUGGCAUGAUGGUUGGUACCUUCGUCGUCUGCCUCUGGCGUGUCUUCGUCCGCCGUCAGGCCCCCUUCGCUCGCCGUCACUGCCGCCGCCGUGCCCGCAGAAACACGCAUCGCGAGGCCAGUGCCGUCGAGGAGAAGUCCGAACUCAUGGCUGAGUCCGCCGACCUUCCUCCUUACAAGGACGAGGAGGAGGACGUUACCAAGACCGAGACCGCUCAGAGCGUUUCACAGGAUGCUUUUGAUGUGUUUCUUUCGGAGACGGAUCGUGUGCCGGACGUCUACACAUACACUCUCAUUUUCCCACCAAGCGUUAUUGUUAUCAAAAUGGACGCCAUGAUAGCCGUAAAGGAAAGCAUCGGGGACUCGAAUUUGUAUUCAUAG
Colletotrichum lupini is the source of this 1275-nucleotide messenger RNA. RefSeq lists its product as uncharacterized. The record is from RefSeq and is a predicted model, not a curated record. The coding region runs from base 1 to 1275 and encodes 424 amino acids. Lineage: Eukaryota; Fungi; Ascomycota; Sordariomycetes; Glomerellales; Glomerellaceae. The transcript is spliced from 3 exons.